Messenger RNA from Tripterygium wilfordii, 3189 nucleotides. Its product is annotated as putative E3 ubiquitin-protein ligase RF298. The record is from RefSeq and is a predicted model, not a curated record. The transcript is spliced from 3 exons. Bases 232 to 2931 code for a protein of 899 amino acids. NCBI's taxonomy places the organism in Eukaryota, Viridiplantae, Streptophyta, Magnoliopsida, Celastrales, Celastraceae.
GAUUCUGAUGAUGCAUGUAAUUUUUUUUCUCAGUUCUAUUGGGGAUUAUUCAUUUAUGUUUUCAGUGUUCGCCAGAAUUCCUGAAUUUUCCGUUUCAAGAUUUCUUGAUCUAUGUUCUGAUUUAAGGUUCCGGAAUUGUGUUGUCUCAUCGCUACUGUAGAAAAAUCGCGUUAUGGCGACCUGGAUAUGUUGUUAACGCAUUGAUUCUUGAAUUUCGGUAUCUGGCUCAAAAUGGCGUCGAUGGUUGCCCAGGGCAGUGCUAGUGGCAGCAGUCAAGUGUCUCCCUUGUUGUCAGUUCAGGAAAAAGGAAGUAGGAACAAGAGAAAGUUUCGGGCUGAUCAGUUGUUAGGCGAACCUAAUAAGCUUAUACCUUCAAUGCAAAAUGAGUGCCUCACUUAUGAGUUUUCUGCUGAGAAAUUUGAAGGCACAGCAGGUCAUGGGCAAUCUGGUGUGUGUGACCUGUGUGGUAUUGGCCAAGACCAUUCAGAUGGGUUAAAACUUGAUCUUGGAUUGGCUAGCGCUGUAAUUUCAUCCGAGGUUGGGCCAAGUAGGCCUAGAGAGGAGUUAGAGAUGGAGGGAUUUCAUGAUGCUGAUUGGAGUGAUCAUGUAGAGAGUCAACUGGAAGAGCUUGUUUUAAGCAAUUUGGACACAAUUUUCAAGAGCGCAAUAAAAAAGAUUGUUGCUUGUGGCUACACUGAAGAGGUUGCAACUAAGGCUAUUUUGAGGUCUGGUCUUUGUUAUGGGUGUAAAGACAUUGUGUCAAAUAUAGUGGACAAUACUUUAGCAUUUCUUAGAAGUGGUCAAGAGAUUGAUCCUUCAAGGCAGCACUGUUUUGAGGAUUUGCAGCAGCUGGAGAAGUACAUUUUGGCAGAAUUAGUAUGUGUUCUUCGGGAAGUUAGGCCUUUUUUCAGCACUGGGGAUGCAAUGUGGUGUUUAUUGAUAUGCGAUAUGAACGUAUCGCAUGCUUGUGCAAUGGAUGGAGAUUCACUGAGUAAUUUUAUUGGCGAUGGGGCUUCAGAUGGUACUUCGUCGAUACCAUCCCAAACUCAGUCGAAGACAGACGCUGUUAAUUCUGAAGUUAGUCUUCCAAAUCCCUGUAGUCCAACACCUUCAACUCCUUGUUCUCAAUCGGAAGAACCAACCGUAGCUGUAGUUCCCAAUACAACAAAGCUGAAGAACUCUGCUGUCCUCAGUGAACUAGCAUCAGAUAAAGAGGGCCCAAAUUCUACAUCUGAUACAGUUAGCAAAUCCUUUGGUGUUACGGUAACAUCAAAAUCUGCUGUGCUGGAAGAAAAGUUUGGGAGCGGUAAAAAGGUCCAUUCUGUUAGUAGCAAGAGAGAAUACAUACUUAGACAGAAGUCACUUCAUCUGGAGAAGAGUUACCGGACAUAUGGAUCUAAAGGAUCUUCGAGAGCAGGGAAACUGAGUGGUUUGGGUGGUUUAAUUUUGGAUAAGAAACUUAAAUCUGUGUCGGAGUCAACAGCUGUUCAUAUAAAGAAUGCUUCAUUGAAGAUAAGUAAGGCAAUGGGAGUUGAUGUACCUCAAGAUAGUCAGAAGUCUCAGGGCCUUCCAAAUAAUCCUGGCUCCUCUUCCCCCAGAUCAUUUAACUCAGAAACUGGUGAUGCCAUUUCCGCUUUGCCUAAGACAAUCGUACCAGCCACAUUACCUCCUGUCAAUGCUGCCGCAUUACCUGCAUUGAGUAGCCCACCUGCAUUAUCAACUGCAGAUACCGAGCUUUCCCUUUCUUUGCCUGCCAAAAGCAACUCUGCUCCAAUUCCUGUCAACUGUAAUCCUGGGAUACCUAAUUCUUUUUAUGCUGGAAUGCCAUAUGACAAAUCUGUUGGGCAGUGGGUUCCCCGGGAUAAGAAGGAUGAGAUGAUUCUUAAGCUGGCUCUGAGGGUGCGAGAACUGCAAAAUCAGCUCCAAGAGUGGACAGAGUGGGCUAAUGAGAAGGUUAUGCAAGCUGCUCGCAGGCUUAGCAAAGACAAGGCUGAACUGAAGACACUGAGGCAAGAGAAAGAAGAAGUUGAGCGAUUAAAGAAAGAGAAGCAAAGUCUCGAGGAAAAUACCAUGAAGAAGCUUGCUGAGAUGGAGAAUGCUUUGUUUAAGGCUAGUGGACAAGUGGAGAAAGCUAAUACUGCUGUCCGGAGGCUUGAGGUGGAGAAUGCUGGACUAAGGCAAGAGAUGGAGGCUGCUAAAUUGAGUGCGGCGAAGUCAGCUGCAAGCUGUCAGGAAGUAUCGAAGAGGGAGAAGAAGACACUAAUGAAUUGUCAAUCAUGGGAGAAACAAAAAACCUUGUUCCAGGAAGAGCUUGUGACUGAAAAGCGUAAGGUUGCACAGUUACUACAGGAACUAGAACAGGCUAAACAACUCCAGGAACAGCACGAGGGUAGAUGGCAUCAAGAAGAGAAAGCGAAGGAAGAACUGCUUUUACAGGCCAGCUCACUGACAAAAGAAAGGCAGCAGAUUGAGACGUCCACGAAGUCUAAGGAGGACCAUAUCAAAUUGAAAGCAGAAACCAAUCUGCAGAAGUAUAAAGAUGAUAUCCAGAAGCUAGAAAAGGAAAUUUCACAAUUGAGGCUGAAGACCGACUCUUCGAAAAUUGCUGCACUUCGACGAGGCAUUGAUGGAAGCUAUGGUAGCAGACUCACGGAUAUCAAAGAUAGUCCUGACCAAAAGGAGUCUUGGAUCCCUUAUGUCUCAGAAGUUGUGACGAAUUUCCAUGAUUACUCAGAGACAGGAGGUGUGAAGCGGGAACGAGAGUGUGUGAUGUGUCUUUCAGAGGAGAUGUCUGUGGUUUUCCUCCCUUGUGCCCAUCAAGUAGUUUGCACAACAUGCAAUGAACUCCAUGAGAAGCAGGGUAUGAAGGAAUGCCCUUCUUGUAGGAGCCCCAUCCAGAGGCGUAUCACCGUGCGCUUUGCUCGCUCUUAAGGUUUUUUUUUUCCCCCCUUCCAGAAUUGAGUCUGAGUGCUUUAAAUAAUGAUCCUGAGACUUAUCUGAGUCAAUAAUGCAGUUGAAUUGCAUCUCUCAAAAGUUGAGACCAUGAAGUUACAUAAAGUUUUUUUUAAAGGUUUAUGUUCAAUUUGUGCUUCUUUUCAGCCUAUCUCUAUGAAAUUUUAUGCAGUACUGAUCAAGUGAUCAUGAGCCUACUAUAACAUGGAUCUCAUUAUGUUGCUUGUCCUAUGCAAA